Messenger RNA from Acanthosepion pharaonis, 999 nucleotides. The record is from the annotation of a GenBank genome assembly. NCBI's taxonomy places the organism in Eukaryota, Metazoa, Mollusca, Cephalopoda, Sepiida, Sepiidae.
AUGUCUCUCUCUCUCUUCUCUCUCUCUCUCUCUCUCUCUCUCUCUCUCUCUCUCUCUCACUCACUCACUCACUCACUGGUCCACCCCACAACUAUUCUCUUUCUAAUCCAUGCUCUACGCAGACAACAGUGGCCGGUAAUCCAAGCAGGGACCCUCGAGUCCUUUGCUGCUACAUCCUAUUACUUGCUUCAUUCUCCGUUUUCUUUGGAUACAGGAUCGAACGUUGACCUUGAUGUGCUAACUACUCUUUAUUACAUAACUUGCCACCGUGACACUGGAAGCCGUUUAACCGGAAUAGUCAUUACUAAAAUAACUAAACCAAAUCCCCCCGCCCAACUACCAGCAACCGUGAGCCCCACCAGCACCUCGUCUUCCGUUAUGGAGACUAUUUUCAUAACGGUUGCUACAGAGCUCUCCCUCCAAUAUCUAUCUGUGUCUUUCUGUGUCUCUCCUUCGUAUAUCUGUCUUUCUGAGUCUCUUCUUCCAAUAUCUAUCUGCGUCACUUUUUUCUCUCCUUCCAAUAUCUAUCUGUGUCUUUCAGAGUCUCUCCUUCCAAUAUUUAUCUGUGUCUUUCAGAGUCUCUCCUUCCAAUAUCUCUCUAUGUCAUUUUGCGUCUCUCCUUCCAAUAUCUAUCUGUGUCAAUUUGUGUCUCUCCUUCCAAUAUAUCUAUGUCAUUUUGUAUCUCUCCUUCCAAUAUCUAUCUGCGUCACUUUUUGUCUCUCCUUCCAAUAUCUAUCUGUCUCGAUUUGUGUCUCUCCUUCCAAUAUCUCUCUAUGCUAUUUUGUGUCUCUCCUUCCAAUAUCUAUCUUUCUGAGUCUCUCCUUACAAUAUCCACCUGUGUCAGUUUGUGGCUCUCUUUCCUGUAUCUGUGUCUUUCGUUGUCUCUCCUUCGAAUAUCUAUCUGUGUCAUUUUGUGUCUCUCCUUCUAAUAACUGUCCGUGUCUUUCUGUGUCUCUCCUUACAAUAUCUGUUUGUAUCUUCCUUUUAGAUUCCACAUGA